AAACCGGGACGAGUUUUACGCGAGCAUGAACCGUAUCCCAUUGUUCAUGACCCAGCUCACCGACGACGCACAAGAGGACAACCCCGGACUCGAGGCCUUGAAAGCACUCGCGUAUGAGGGUGAGCCAGAUGAAGUCGCCACGAACUUCCGUCAACAAGGAAACGAAGCAUUCCGCGAAAAACGCUGGCGGGACGCGGUGGAGUUCUAUACGAAGGCCAUACAGGUCAAGUGUGGUGUGAACGAGCUCGACGAAGCAUGCUACGCCAACCGCGCCGCAUCAAAUCUGGAACUCCAAAACUACCGCAAAGUCCUCGCCGACACCUCCGCCUGCCUCAAACUCAACCCACAGAACCUCAAGGCACUCUACCGCGCCGCACGAGCCCUCCUCGCGCUCGACAAGCUGGACGAAGCCCAAGACGCACUCGACCACGCCCUCUCCCUCGACCCCUCUAACGCUUCAUUAAAGAUCUUCAAGGUCUCAUUGGAAAAGAGGAAGACAGCAGUCAAGGAAAAACAAGAAUCAGAAAACCGCAGAAAAGCAGCUGAAGAUGCAAAAAAGCAAGCAUUCGCGACCGCCGUAGCGGCGAGGAAUUAUACACUCACGACGACACCCAACCCCCCCGACAUGGCCGACGCCCAAAUCCACCUUACGGACCCAACUGACGCCGCAUCCGUUCUCAACUUCCCUACUCUUCUGUUGUAUCCGUUACAUGCACAAACUGACUUCAUCGCCGCACUCCCCGAAACAUCCACAAUCGCCGACGUGUUAGACACUGUCCUCACAACCCCAGCAGACUGGGACACAUCCCGGGAAUACACGCCCAGGGGUGUCGAAUGCUACGUACAAACCACGGGCGACAACCGUGCGGGGUUGAUGAAGGUUGGACGUAAAUUGGGGGUGUGGGAGAUUUUGGGGAGUGGGAAGGUCGAGGUGCAGGAUCAGUGUUUGAGGAUUAUGGUUGUGCCGAAGGGGAAGAGUGAAGCUUGGAUCAAGGAUUUUAAGGAGAAGGUUGGGAAGGGGCCGUAGAGUUUGCCUUAGUUGUCCUUGUGACGCGAUAAUAAAGAUAAAGAUAGAAAUAUCCAAACUGCCAUAUGCGCUAUCUGAUUACCCAACGUCGUCU
Molecule: messenger RNA, 1121 nt
Organism: Saitoella complicata NRRL Y-17804
Lineage: Eukaryota; Fungi; Ascomycota; Saitoellomycetes; Saitoellales; Saitoellaceae
Product: TPR-like protein
Exons: 1
Coding region: 26-1027 (333 amino acids)
Biological process (GO): protein folding
Molecular function (GO): Hsp90 protein binding
Source: RefSeq, a predicted model, not a curated record